This is a messenger RNA of Xenopus laevis (African clawed frog), 1944 nucleotides long. RefSeq names its product transmembrane BAX inhibitor motif containing 4 L homeolog (gene tmbim4.L). Gene Ontology annotation, cellular component: membrane. Gene Ontology annotation, biological process: calcium ion transmembrane transport; negative regulation of apoptotic process. The record is from RefSeq and is marked provisional. Lineage: Eukaryota; Metazoa; Chordata; Amphibia; Anura; Pipidae.
GCUGACUGUUGUUGAGAGUCGUCUGUGAUGUUCUAGGCGUAGUUGUCAUUUAAGUGCGUUGGGCAAGAUGGCGACUCCGUAUCCAAGAUCCUCGAUCGAGGAUGAUUUUAACUAUGGCACAAACGUGGCGUCGGCGAGCAUACAGAUUCGUAUGGAUUUUCUGAAAAAAGUUUACAGCAUUCUGACCGUACAAGUGCUUUUGACAACACUAACUGCAGCACUAUUCCUUUACUCCAAGUCUAUUCAAACUUUUGUUCAUGAAAGUCCUGCUCUGCUCUUAAUAUCAGUCAUUGGAUCUCUUGGAACAGUAAUCGCUCUAACAAUCUACAGACAGCAGUAUCCAGUGAAUUUGUACCUGCUUUUGGCAUUUACUGUCUUUGAAUCUGUGACUGUAGCUAUUGCUGUUACAUUCUAUGAUGUAGCAGUGGUCCUUCAAGCCUUUAUACUGACAACAGCUGUGUUCCUUGGGCUGACAGCAUUCACAUUUCAAUCAAAGAGAGACUUCAGCAAGUUUGGAGCUGGGCUUUUCACGUGCCUAUGGAUCCUGAUUUUUGCAAGCCUUUUGAGGCUGUUCUUUUAUAGUGAGACGGUAGAACUAGUAAUGGCUGCAGCAGGAGCCCUGCUCUUCUGUGGAUUCAUCAUCUAUGACACACAUAUAUUGAUGCACAAACUGUCCCCAGAGGAGUACAUCCUGGCGUCUGUCAACCUUUAUCUGGACAUCAUUAAUCUAUUUCUCCAUCUGCUUAGAAUAUUACAAGCUGUAAACAAAAAAUAAAUGACUGAGAUUAGUGUAUGCGCAGUAAUAGUCUGUGCCCAUAAAUUCCUUUUGUUUUAAUAUUCUCUAAACAUAUUUAACUGUAAUGUUGUUGUGAUUUUAGAUUGUGCGUGUUUUAGUCAAUUACAGUCUUUCAAUAACUUAACAGCUUAAUCAGAUGCAGUAUUAUGGUAGUCAUUGACUAAUACCUGUCAAAGGCUAAUGAGGAUAAUUUAGGGGAGGCAUAUGAAUUUAAAUUGAGGUUGAACUGAGAUAUUUUAAAUCUGUUUUAUUUAGUACUUCAACGGUCACUUCCUACAUGAACAACAUAUUCCAGUGCUCUGGUCACUUUGAUCGGGUAAUAGAACCAGGAACACUGUUUUUGGGCAGCACCGAUUAGACAUUUAUUGCAUAUAACUUAAAGGAAUAGUAACACCAAAAAAUAAGUGUAUUAAAGUAAUUUAAAUGUAAUGUACUGUUUCCCUGCACUAGUAAAAACUGGUGUCUUUGCUUCAGAAACACUACUAUAGUUCAUAUAAACAAGCUCCUGUGUAGCUAUAGGAGCAGUCAUUCAAGGCUCAGGAUACAUAGCAGGUAACAGAUGCACUUUGUAAAAUACCAUUGUAUUCUAUUACUGAGCUUAUCUGCUACGUAAACUGUGCUUUUUCAGCUUGAAUGGCUGCCCCCAUGGCUACACAGCAGCCUUUUUAUAUAAACUCUAGUAGUCUUUUUAAAAGCAAACAUAUAAGUUUUAUGAAUGUGGAGCGACAGUACAUUAUAUUGAACUACUUUAAAACAAUUUUCUUUUUUGUGUUACUGUUCCUUUAAAUGCAGUCUACAGCUUUUCUAGCUGGAUUUGAAGUGUACAUGAUUUUUCACUUGAUCUGCUAACCUGCUAAAGCAAUGGAAUAGUAAGAGAAGCCUGCUAUAAAUAUAUUCUAUGCUUUUAAUUAGCUGCUCCUUUUUGGGCAAUACCCUCUGCUAAAUUACCGAAUCAUUACAAUUUGUUCAGUGUAAGAUUUACCUUUUUAAUUAUUUUUAUUUCCUCUUUAAUUAAUGUACUCCACCAACUAAAAUGUUAACUUUUGCAAAGUGAUAUUUCUGAAAAUCAUGGAAAUCUAUUCUAAAUUAUAUUUUGAUAGGUUUUUUGUAUUUCUUGUUGGAAAUAAACUUUAAAAUGUGCUUGUUGA